Messenger RNA from Salvelinus namaycush (lake trout), 2258 nucleotides. RefSeq names its product amidophosphoribosyltransferase-like. The transcript is spliced from 11 exons. The record is from RefSeq and is a predicted model, not a curated record. The coding region runs from base 346 to 1878 and encodes 510 amino acids. Lineage: Eukaryota; Metazoa; Chordata; Actinopteri; Salmoniformes; Salmonidae. Gene Ontology annotation, molecular function: amidophosphoribosyltransferase activity. Gene Ontology annotation, biological process: purine nucleobase biosynthetic process; purine nucleotide biosynthetic process.
CACGGACAUAGUUGUAAAAUAAGUGUCUUUGAAUUUGUACUUAGUAUCUAUUGAAUACUUUCAAAUAAAUCUAAUAACUUUAUCACCAAAAAACAUAGGGUGAAUGACUGCAUAUCGGUUCUCAGUCAAAGUCCUAAUCGAUAUGAGUUUGUAUUACUUUCGCAAUUUGACACGGAGUACUCCGUCUGUUGUCAGGGGAUGUCAAUGAAGUUCCCCAUUUUGUAUCCCUGUAGGUUGAGCCCGUUCGUGUAGCCGUAGCUCUGUUGUCAACACGUGUCCAGUGUUUGAGCGUGGAGAUACACGCUGUGUGAAGUAGACAAGCACCGGAGGCGCAGGAAUUUAAGAAUGAGCGAGUUCGAAGAAUCUGGCAUCGGAGAAGAGUGCGGCGUUUUCGGCUGUGUUGCAGCAGGAGAAUGGCCAACACAACUAGAAGUUGCCCAAGUGUUAACUUUGGGACUUGUAGCGCUACAACAUAGGGGUCAGGAAAGUGCUGGAAUCGUCACAAGUAAUGGAGUCAACCCACCAACGUACAACACCCUCAAGGGGAUGGGGUUAGUGAACAAUGCCUUUCCACCUGAGGACCUUCUGAAGCUGCGCUAUGGUAACCUGGGCAUCGGGCACACACGCUACUCCACCACGGGCAUCUCUGAGCUGCAGAACUGCCAGCCCUUUGUGGUGGACACACUGCACGGCAAGAUAGCUGUGGCACACAAUGGGGAGCUGGUCAAUGCAGCCGCACUGCGUAAAAAGGUGAUGCGUCACGGCGUGGGUCUCUCCACCAGCUCAGACAGUGAGCUCAUCACCCAGCUGCUGGCUCUGACUCCGCCCAUGGAGGAACUGGAUGCCCCUGACUGGGUGGCCAGGAUAAAGAACCUGAUGCAUGAGACCCCUACAUCCUACUCACUGCUGGUGAUGUACACAGAUGUGAUCUAUGCUAUCCGUGACCCGUACGGAAACAGACCGCUCAGCAUCGGACGCCUCGUCCCCAUUUCCAAACUCCACACUGCAGGUGCUGGCGAGGGAGACACAGAGGGCUGGGUGGUGUCAUCAGAGUCCUGCAGCUUCCAGUCAAUCGGUGCUAAAUACUACAGAGAGGUGAUGCCUGGAGAGAUAGUCCAGAUCUCCAAACACGGUGUGAAGUCCCUAAGCAUCGUCCCUCGCCCCGAGGGAGACCUCCCUGCCUUUUGCAUCUUUGAAUAUGUUUACUUUGCCAGACCAGACUCCAUAUUUGAAGGUCAGAUGGUGUACACAGUCAGGCAGCGCUGUGGACGGCAACUAGCCAUUGAGGCCCCUACAGAGGCAGACGUGGUCAGCACUGUGCCUGAGUCUGCUACUCCUGCUGCACUGGGAUACGCGGAACAGUCGGGACUGCCGUACGUAGAGGUUCUGUGUAAGAAUCGCUAUGUUGGGAGGACAUUUAUUCAACCAAACACACGCCUCAGGCAGUUGGGGGUGGCCAAGAAGUUUGGUGCGCUGACAGACAACUUUGCAGGCAAGCGGGUGGUGCUUGUUGAUGAUUCCAUCGUCAGGGGCAACACCAUCGCCCCCAUAAUCAAGCUGUUGAAGGAAGCAGGAGCCACAGAGGUCCACAUCCGCGUUGCCUCCCCACCCAUCAGGUUCCCCUGCUACAUGGGCAUCAACAUCCCCACAAAAGAGGAGCUCAUUGCUAACAGGCCAGAGUUUAAGGACAUUGCUGGCUAUAUUGGUGCCACCAGCGUGCAGUAUCUGUCAGUGGAGGGCCUGGUGUCAGCGGUGCAGGGGGGAAUCCCCACCCUCCAGAAGGAUGAGCGGAUCAGCACCAACACCAAGGCCAGCAGGAUAGUGGGCCACUGCACCGCCUGCCUCACAGGCAAAUACCCUGUGGAACUGGAGUGGUGACCGCUGACCCCAACCUCAAACCACAACCACUAUCUUGACCACACUACUGCUGUUAUUGUACUUAACCUAAUGUCUAAAGUGUGAACCUUAACCCUACUCUAACCAAGGAAGUGCCUCUUGGAGCCUACUUGGUCACAGUAUGGGUGCCUGGGGCACGGCCUCACCUUGACAAGUAAACACAGAAUUGCUGUAGCUACUAAAUUGUUCCUGAAAGCUGUUACUGUUUGAGUGGUGCCUGGCCUGCUUUGGUCUGAAACCUUUGGGCCUUGAUGCUUCCACUCUGGCAACACAAUAACCUUAUGCAGGUCAAUGUAUUACAUUUCAACCCAGCCUUUUCAUUCCACAUAAUAUUCCAUUGUUAUUAAAAACUAGCAUUCUGA